Molecule: messenger RNA, 2218 nt
Organism: Lates calcarifer (barramundi perch)
Lineage: Eukaryota; Metazoa; Chordata; Actinopteri; Centropomidae
Gene: xrcc6
Product: X-ray repair complementing defective repair in Chinese hamster cells 6
Exons: 13
Coding region: 126-1958 (610 amino acids)
Biological process (GO): telomere maintenance; double-strand break repair via nonhomologous end joining; cellular response to X-ray
Cellular component (GO): nucleus; Ku70:Ku80 complex
Molecular function (GO): damaged DNA binding; DNA helicase activity; double-stranded DNA binding
Source: RefSeq, a predicted model, not a curated record
UGACGACGAGCCGUCCCUUACGACUUGUCUGCGUGCUCGUUCACCCACCUGAACGCGCCAGUCAUUGAAACUAGUCCAGGCUUGUGUGGGUAACAACAGGGGACCACGAGCCAAAAGCAGCCCUAAUGGCAGAGUGGAACGCAUACUACCAUAAUGAGGAUGAGGAGGAAGAGCAGGAGGAAGGAGAGCAAUCUGGAGGAGAUUACAAAGUCACAGGGAGAGACAGUUUGGUGUUUUUGGUUGAUGCCUCCAAGGAAAUGUUCAUCAAAGGCGAAGACGGACAGCCCUCCAACUUUGACAUGACAAUGGAGGUGGUGCGCAGCGUGUACACCAGUAAGAUCAUUAGCAGUCACAGGGACCUGGUGGCUCUGGUUUUCUACGGCACAGAACAGAGCAAAAACCCCAGGAACUCAUUCAAGCAUGUGUACGUGUACCACGACCUCGACGAACCUGGUGCGAAGCGAGUGCGGGAUGUGGAUGGUCUGCAGGGUGAUAAAGGCGCCCAGCUAGCAGCAGACACCAUGGGCAGUGGAGAGACUUCGUUGGGUGACGCCCUGUGGUGCUGCGCCAACCUUUACAGUGACAUCAAGCUUCGCCUCUCACACAAGAGACUCAUGAUCUUCACCUGCAGGGACGAUCCACACGGAGACGACAGUACAAAGGACCGUCAGGCUCGCACCAAGGCCAGUGACCUCAAAGAGACAGGUGUUGUCAUAGAUUUGAUGCACAUGAUGAAACCAGGCGGCUUCGAUGUCUCACUCUUUUUUUGCGACAUUGUAAGUCCGCCAGAGGAUGAGAGCGAGUUGGGGUUGCAGCUGGAGCCCUGUGAUAAACUGGACGACUUGAAGAAGAGGGUGCGAGCCAAGGAGCAGAAGAAGAGAACCAUGUCCAGGUUAAACCUCUGUCUGGGUAAGGGUAUAAACGUAGCUGUGGGAAUGUAUGCAACAGCUGUGAUGACCCGAAAACCUUCAGCAAUCAGACUUUACAGGGAAACCAACGAGCCAGUCCGCAGCAAAACCCGCACCUUCCACACCCAGACUGGCAGCCUGCUUCUGCCCAGUGAGAUAAAGAAAGCCCAGGUGUACGGUAAAAAGCAGAUAGUGAUGGAGAGGGACGAGGUGGACACCAUCAAGAGGUUUGAUGAUCCUGGAUUGUUGCUCAUGGGAUUCAAACCUAUGGAGAAGCUCAAACUGCAUCACCACAUCCGACCCGCUGUCUUCCUCUAUCCUGAAGAGGACGAGGUUAAAGGCAGCACAUGUCUGUUCUCCGCCUUGCUGAUGAAGUGUAGGGAGAAGAACGUGUUCGCCCUGUGCCGUUGCAUCUCCCGCCGAAACUACCCGCCUCGAUUUGUUGCCCUGGUGCCUCAGAAAGAGGAGGUCGAUCACGGGAAAGUGCAGAUUACACCACCAGGUUUCAACGCCAUCUUCCUGCCGUAUGCUGACGACAUACGGACUGUGGAUGCUCCUCAGUGCCCGGUUGCUUCACAAAUGCAGGUGAACAAGAUGAAGGAGAUCGUCUCCAAACUCCGCUUCAAAUACAGGAGUGAUGCAUUUGAGAACCCAGUCGUUCAGCAGCAUUACAGGAACCUGGAGGCCUUGGCUCUGGACAUGAUGGCCCCAGAAGACACAGAGGACCUCAUCAUGCCAAAGGUGGAGCAGAUUGACCAGCGUCUGGGUCCUCUAGUCCAGGAGUUUAAAGAUCUGGUCUACCCCAACGGUUACAACCCUGAAUCCAAACCAGCUGCCAAACGCAAAACCGCAGAUACCGGAGGCGGAGCUGAGAAGAAGCCCAAAAUGGAGGUGUCAGAGGAUGAGCUGAAGGCCCACAUGCAGAACGGCACCCUGGGAAAGCUGACAGUGCCCAUACUGAAGGAGGCCUGUAAACAGUUUGGGAUUCGGACCACUGGGACUAAGAAGCAGGAACUAUUAGAUGCUCUAACUGCCCGUCUGGGCUCAUGAAGUGUUAGAUAUCUGACUGUAGUAACUGGUUUAGAAUUUAGACCUGCUAGAUCUAGACCUGUUGCUUUACCCCUUUUUUAAAAGCAACAUGGUUCAGUGCCUGAUGUCUGUGGUUCAUAUUCCAGUCCCACGUUUCAUAAAUAAUGUUUGAAUGUUAAAAAAAUAUGAUGUGGUUUACACUGUAUUAUAAACAUGGUCAUGAAAGUAUCAUAAACUUGUAGAUAAUCUUGAAUUUUCAUUAAUAAAACACAAACCCUUUA